UUUCUGUCAAGACAAAGAAUGAUUUGCUGCAAAUUAAGCGCCGAGAUAGAAGUCGGCGUUUUCCCCAUGUUGCGUGUAGCCAGUCAACGCAAGUCGCCAGCACGAAAGGCUGCCGGUAUGGUAUCUUAGUUCAUGAUCUUGCUGCACGACAGGCAUGAUCCGUCACACUAGUCCCUUUUGCACUCACACGGUCACACCUCACAUUGUUUUCACUGCGGGCCGAUGAUGGGCCGUGGGCAUUGGAGGAAGAAAUGUACGCACCCGCCUGCAAAAUGCCAUCUCCUCUGGGGCAUGGAGAGGCGAUCGGGGUUGGCCUGAUUUAGGCUGAGGUGUGGAAUGUUUGUGAUAGACCAACUAAAUACAUCUUUUUGGCUGCUAGCAUCUUGUUGAAUUCCACAUAGCCCUCUUCCGGCGCGCGAGACGUCUUGUAAAACAAAUGAACAGGGAGGUUCAGUAUCCAAGACGAUGAAAUACCGCGCGGCAAAAACCCUAUCAUCUCACCAGGCCCAACUAAUGCAGAGUUGUUGCUCUUGGACUAAUUUGCCUUGCUACUUGAUUUUCAUGAAGAGAUGAGGAGAUACCCCAGCUGCAGCCUCGCCUGAGGGUGUGCGAGUCUUCCACAGCUGAUUUACUGUAUUGCCAGUUGUAGAACAAGGCGGCGGAUCUGGUGAUGCGUGUGUUCCCUCGACUCCUAGUCCACUACUACCAUUUCUUCUACCUAUGCAACAUCAAGCGACGGAGGUAUAGCGUAUGUGUUUGGAUCUCUGCUGCCAGGAUGUGAGUGGAUCCAAACAAUGAACUCUCGAUCCAAAUUGCUCUGUUGGGUCGAGGGCAGGGGCUAUAUAUGGAUAGAUUGAGAGUUAACUACAGCUUCAGCGCAGCCUGAGCCGGUUGGGACUGCGGAGCCGCAUGGCAUGGCAAGACAUGAUUUUUACAGUGUAACUUUUUAUAUAUUUCUACGCAGGUACAGGUACAGACUGUACAUGUACAUGUACAGUACAUACAUUCUCUGAGGGAAUGUCUAAACUACCUAGGUACUGUACAUUACAUACAUACAUGGCCGUGCUUGCCUGGCGCUGUUGCGUGGACAAGAAACAUGGAUGAUGCCUGCCGCAAGAGUUUUCGAGAUGUAUUGAACAGCAGAAAAACUUCUGCUUGUUGAUUUCUUUGCCCACGCCCGAUCCAUCCAUGGAUGCUGCAUCCCAAGUGUGAUGAAGCAAUUCCCCCUAGUCUGCUACCCAAGCAGAGGAGGAGAGCAAGAUACGUUCGCUAUUUGAUAAUCCGUAUACUCCUUAUUUACCCAUCAACACUCUUUUGAUUGAUAUAUUUUUUCUUUUGCAAGUGCCCCAUUGACCUCCUUCGCAUCAUGGGGAAUAAAGUCUCAGCAGUCACUGGUGUCCGCUCCCCCAAUUUCUUCGAACCAGGGAACGCGGUAAACGAGGUCUGGGUUGGGGAUUUGGAGGUGGUAUCGCGGCUCCCUUUUGGCGAUUCAGAUAUGGCACAAGCUGGUUGGCCCAAAAACGACUACCCAAAAAUUCCAUGGCGUCCUUUUAUUAUCCCCCUCCGUGCUACAGUCUCUGCCGCGGUGAAAUCGAGAUCGUUAUUCUCGAUUGCCGAUCCCGCCUCGGACUGGAGUGCGUCCUUGCGCGACUCUGCGGCCACCAAACUGGUCCUGAUAUGUUGGGUUACGAUGCAAAUUCUUGCCAUUCCUGUCCUUAUGGUACCGAUUGCUCUCCAUCUUGUGCCGCGGAAUCACUUCACAGCCUAUGGUGACGAUGAAAAUGAAGUGCAAGAUCCGUCUAUUCCGUCCAAUGAUGACGCCGGAUCGCCAGACAACUCUCCACGAAGAAAGCAAGAUGCAGCAUUUGCCCGUGCUUUAUUGGGUUCUGUAUUCCAUGUAACAGGCGUACUUCUGGUUUACGGAGUUCACGAUGGCCCUGUUUUGAGUUCUAUAUUGCCCCCGAAACCCUCGCUUGAAAGCACGGAUUCUGGUAUUUCUAGUCCCCAAGAUUUUGCCAGACUAGACGCGGCCACCGUAUAUGCAGCAAUGUCAAUGGCUUUGUGUUUAAAUUCCGCUUACUCUGUCAUACGCCUAUGGUGGGGUUGUUAUAAGUUCCGACGGGAUCAUGAGAACGAAGUGAGAGAGCAUAAUGAGAAGGACGCUGCAAUGAUUUCCGCACCGCCGCCAUAUGCUGAUGGGGAUGACGAUGAUGAGGAUGUGGUAAUCGUGCUCGUGUAAAGCAUGUUCAAGAUAUCAAUUAUCAAUUAUCCCCCACCCUAAGUCCACUCGCUCGGCUCUGUCGUUUCUUACGUGCUUGACAUCUGUUUCUCCUUUUCGUACGUUUGGCGUGUGCCUAGCAGAGCAUAAGGCUAUGAUUUUGACGCCUGCUUAUUCCUUAGGCUUGACACCCAUUGGCAGUUCGGAGCAGCAGACUAGAUCCCAUAUUCUCUCACCUACGCGCUAGGGUAUCCCAACCUGCGGUUUUUUGGGACCGAUAAAUAUCGCGGAAUUUGCGUUGCCUUUGCAAUACUCUGUCUUGAAAGGAGUGCCGGGCACAACAGAAAUGAUCAUUAUGACUUUUGCCGCCUUUCCCUGCCUUCUUCGAUCAAAGCACACAGUUCCUUUACCCUUAACCUCCCAACACACCUUUUGCCAACAUCAAAUGGUCAUCGAAUGGUCAAAUUCAUACAAACACGACCAUCGCUCAUGAGAUUCAUUUCAAAGACACCCUGGAACGCACAUACCACCCCCUGUAAGGCACAGUGUCCUAAAUCAAAUGUACAAUGACCUAAGAAAUUGCUGCUCCAAUUACCUGUUCUAGAGUGCAUAGAAUCCAUGUGAGUUUAGCCGGUCGCAGUAUCAUUCCGGUUCCAUAGAUCUCGCCAGAAUUGUUUAAAUCCAUACCGCUUGGACGGAUUCUCCUCAUGAAGCCGCACGUUUUGCGUCAGAGAUAGACUUUUAAGUAAACCGGACUCAUGGAGCCCUGGUGGAAUACUACGAGUCGAAUUGCGUAACUUCUCUGUUGCUCUCCGUUGCAGUUCGCCUGGUAGAGACGGCGCCACGUCCGCGUAGCAGGAGAGCAAUUCACGCUCGAGUUUCAGGUAGGGUUUCUGAGCAACGGGGGGAGCCAUAAGGUUGUAGGACCUUAUUAGUGCAUUGAGGUUUUUAACUGUCAGGGUUAUGGUAUGCCUGUUCGAUUUUUAGGUAGUCGGCAUCUCGCAGUGGUGGGACAGAUGGGAGAUGUUGAGAUGCGGAGGAGUUGUUAUGGGAUUCGGGUGCUUUUGCAUUGGUUUCUGCCGUAUGCGACGUAUUCUGUCCGUUAUUGCCCAACCGUACUUCCGCAGCGGCAUAACCCCGCGCUCGCUGAAUCUGACUUUCCAGUGAUCCACCCUGGCUUGCAAUGAGCCGCACAGCGUGUCUCUUCCAAUCACUACGCAACCGCCUCCGAAACCGAUCAACCUCUUUCGCUACCUCCUGUUGCUUCUCAAUCCAUGGUGGGGUAACUUCCUGUUUCUGAAUAAUCUUAUUCAGCAGGUAUUCUGUCGUGUCGAUAUAGGGGCUGCUUGCGUUGUGAUCACGUUCAGUGUUGAUUCCCUUGCCGCGUUGGAUAUUCCGGAACUGGCCACGGGCGAUUGCAUCUUCGAUGCGCUCGUUUGCCAGCGAGCUAAGUCCAUGAGGUGUGAUCGCGCGCGCGCCAGGCGUGAAUCGCUCUUGUAGUUCUCUACGGAUCGCUUCGCGCUCCCGUUCGGACAUGUUGGGGUCCCGACUUAGGGCGUAGGUGGAUGUGCGAUCGCGAGCGGCGGCGAGGCGCUCGCUCGAUGAUAUGGACUUUUUCACCGUUGGGAGCAGGUUCUUCGGACCGGGCUGCGGGGGCUUAAAUGGGACUCGUAUUGGCUUGCUUGCAUCGUGUAGCAUCCGGAGUGAGGCGUCGUGGAUGGAUUCGGUCCCUGUCCACGGAGCCGCUGCAGCGAUAUCUUGGGUUCCUCUGCCGGCACUGGCCUGUGACGGUUAUUCUAUUGUUACAAUAUAAUAUGAGCGGCAAAAAUUGUACGGCGGUAAAAGUUCCAAACAGGCUUGAACCUGUAGUA
Blastomyces gilchristii SLH14081 is the source of this 4089-nucleotide messenger RNA. RefSeq lists its product as uncharacterized. The record is from RefSeq and is a predicted model, not a curated record. Bases 1367 to 2239 code for a protein of 290 amino acids. NCBI's taxonomy places the organism in Eukaryota, Fungi, Ascomycota, Eurotiomycetes, Onygenales, Ajellomycetaceae. The transcript has a single exon.